AUGGGACCCAAACAGAAAGGUGGGCAAAAGCCCAAACAGAAUACGGCGGAGGAAGUGGAAGAGACCUUCCAGGCUGUGGUCCUUGCAGAUACCUUCGAGACGAGAUUCGAGCCUUUUACCCGUGACAAGCCUCGCUGCCUUCUGCCGCUCGCGAAUACUCCGUUGAUCGAAUACACACUUGAGUUUUUGGCCAAUGCAGGCGUGGAGGAAGUCUUUCUCUAUGGAGGAGCGCACUCGGAUCAACUGGAGAAAUACAUCAACGCAUCAAAAUGGAGGGCUUCCUCUUCUCCAUUCAAGCAACUAACCUUCUUAAAAUCGACCUCUACCUCCGUCGGCGACGUUAUGCGCGACCUGGACGGCAAGCAUCUCAUUACUGGAGACUUCAUUGUCGUAAGCGGCGACGUGAUCAGCAACCUUCCCAUCGAGGGCGCAUUGGCCCAGCACCGAGCCCGCCGAGAAACCGAUAAGAAUGCGAUUAUGACCAUGGUCCUACGGGAGGCUGGCCUACAGCACAGGACUAAGUCCACUUCGGUUUCACCAGUCUUUGUCAUUGACCCCACCAAGGACCGCUGUCUCCACUACGAAGAAAUCGACCGCCAUGCAGAUGGAGAGGAGCUGUCUCGCCUGAACAUUGAUUCCGAGAUCAUCCUCAAGAACCCUGAGCUGGAUAUUCGCCAAGACCUAAUCGACUGCAGCAUCGAUAUCUGCACCCCAGACGUACUGAGCCUGUGGUCUGAUAGUUUCGAUUACCAAUCGCCACGCAAGCACUACCUGUACGGUGUCUUGAAAGAUUACGAGCUGAACGGCAAGACGCUACACACAUACAUCAUCAAGGACCACUACGCCGCCCGCGUGCGCAACCUGAAGGCGUACGAUGCCAUUAGCAAGGACAUCCUCUCACGCUGGACCUACCCCUUGUGCCCGGAUACGAACUUGCUCCCUGGUCACACAUACACCCUCCGCAAGGGCAGCAUGUACCAAGAAACCGGGGUGACCCUGGCACGCUCUUGCGUGGUCGGGCGCCGCACAGUUAUCGGAAAAGGAACGAGCAUUGGAGACCGGGCCGAGGUUCAUAACUCCGUACUCGGCCGGAACUGCAAGAUCGGUCGCAACGUCAAACUGGAUGGCGCAUAUAUUUGGGAUGAUGUCGUGAUCGGUGAUAAUACAGUCGUUCGUGGGGCGAUCAUCGCGGAUGGUGUGGUCAUUGGCAAAGAUUGUACUGUUGCGGCAGGUGCACUUUUAUCUUAUGGUGUCAAAAUUUCAGAUGGCAUCUCGGUGGAGAGCGGAAAGCGCAUCACGAAAACUCGGAACGACGGAAGCGUGGGGAAGAACGACCCCAAAGUGGUGGGUGAAGAAGGCGAGGGCUAUGAAUUCGUUCAUGGUGAGGAUGAGGAAGAUGAUGAAGAUGAUGUGAGCGUUGCCUCAUCAGGACUUGUGUACCGCAUGCCUCAUCUUUCACUUUCUUCCGCCUCCAUCUCGACACUGUCAUCCGAGAUCUCAAAUACCUCUUGGGCCCACUCCGAACGCAGUAGUUUCUCUGCAGACGAGGAAUCGGAUAACUUCCAUCACGACGCAUCAGUCAGCUUGUUCGACAGUCUACGCGAAGGCGUCGCGGCAGAUGUGGUCUCGCUGGAGCUAGUCACUCUGCGCAUGACCGCCAACGCCUCGGACACCCAGGUCCGCCGCGCUAUUGUAUCAGCCUUUAUGAAGCAUAUCCAGCAGCUUAUGGAGAACGGCAAGAGUGCCGGACAGGCAGUCCAGGGCGUGUUUACGGCAUACAAGGAAGUCGUCGAGCGCACUCUGUUCGACCGCAACAAGGAACAAAAGAAGGAUCAGAUUGAUCUGCUACUACUUCUCCAACAGGACCUUAUCCACCGCAGCAAGGGCGACAUGGUCCUCCUGUUCACUGCCAAGUCGCUGUACGAGCUUGAGAUUGUUGACGAGGAAGCUUACGAUCAGUGGUGGAAUGACGAACGCUCUAGUCAGACUGAAGAGAUGCGGACUGUUCGCAAUCAGACGAAGCAAUUUGUUGAUUGGUUAGCUGAGGCUGAGGAGGAAGAGAGCAGCGAGGAGGAGUCCGAGGAAGAAUCUGAUGAUGACCCAACCAAGACAAACAGGGCUGGCGCUAGAAAGGCGGCUGAGGCGGCGAUUACGGCCAAGGACGAACCACUGCCGAAAGCCGCCCACGGCUCCCGACUCGCCACUCUUGCGUUCUCCGAUCGACAGCCACGCCACGAGACAGCAACUAAGACAGAGACGACUGACAAAUCACCUACGGCCAGUUUCAACGGUCAAGUAGACAGACCCUCCGCGACGUCGGCGUCUACGGCUGCCAGCAUGGACUCCGACGACGAGUGCAUGAGUGACGUAUCCAGUCAAGAGGAUUUCCUGGGUACCCAGGGAUCCGAAGAUGAGAGCUUGGGUGAAGACUUCGAUGAUCUCGAUACCGGGUUUUCGGACGAUAAGGAUCUCCUCAAACAAAGGAAGAAGCCAUACGAAGUCGAAUACAAGGUCCUUGACCCCUCCGAUAUCGACCAUGAGCAGCUUGGUCAGGUCAACGAGGUUUGCGCCAUCCUUGGGCUACCGCCAGAGUCGGCGGCCAUCUUGCUGCGAUUCGGACGGUGGAAUAAGGAGAAGUUGAUCGAAUCAUACAUGGAGCAGCCUGAGAAGACUCUUGAGCAGGCGGGUCUUGGGUUGGGCUCUGAGUGGACUCCAAAAACUGAGAUUAUCCCUGGCUUUACUUGUGACAUCUGCUGUGAGGACGGAGAUGACCUCGAAACGUACGCCAUGCGCUGUGGCCACCGGUUCUGCGCCGAUUGUUAUCGGCAAUAUCUGGGACAGAAGAUCAAGGAGGAAGGAGAGGCUGCUCGGAUUCAGUGUCCAGGCAAUGGCUGUAAUCGCAUCGUGGACUACAAGUCGCUGGAUUUGCUCGUAGCACCGGAUCUACAAGGAAGAUAUCGCGAACUUCUUACUCGGACCUACGUCGAUGACAAGGAGAACCUCAAGUGGUGUCCAGCUCCAAAUUGCGAAUAUGCCAUUGACUGCGGGGUGAAGAAUCGCGACCUCCGUCGCAUUGUCCCAACAGUACAAUGUGCCUGCAAGCACGAGUUCUGUUUCGGCUGUUCGCUCAACGAUCACCAACCCGCUCCAUGCAAGCUGGUCAAGAUGUGGCUGCAGAAGUGCGAAGAUGACUCAGAAACGGCCAACUGGAUCUCUGCCAAUACCAAGGAGUGUGCAAAGUGUAAUUCGACCAUCGAGAAGAACGGGGGUUGUAACCAUAUGACUUGCCGCAAGUGCAAAUACGAAUUCUGCUGGAUGUGUAUGGGCCUGUGGUCUGAGCAUGGCACCAGCUGGUACAAUUGCAAUCGGUACGAAGAGAAGUCCGGUGCAGAUGCUCGCUCUGCUCAAGCCAAAUCACGUUCGUCCCUAGAACGCUACUUGCAUUACUACAACCGAUAUGCAAACCAUGAGCAGUCUGCCAAGCUUGACAAGGAUUUGUACUUGAAGACUGAGAGGAAAAUGACCAGCCUCCAGUCACAAUCCGGUCUCUCGUGGAUUGAGGUGCAAUUCCUCGAUACCGCGUCGCAGGCACUGCAGCAGUGUCGCCAAACUCUGAAGUGGACAUAUGCAUUUGCAUUUUAUUUGGCGCGCAACAACCUGACGGAAAUUUUCGAAGAUAAUCAGAAGGACCUGGAGUUGGCUGUCGAAAGUCUCAGCGAGAUGUUCGAGAAGCCCGUUGGUGAGCUUGCAGAUCUCAAGGUCGAUAUCCUCGACAAGACCGCUUAUUGCAACAAGCGCCGAGUUAUCUUACUGAGUGACACCGCCGAGAACUUGAAGCGUGGAGAGUGGUCAUUCAACGUUGAGUGGUAA
Messenger RNA from Penicillium bovifimosum, 3870 nucleotides. RefSeq lists its product as uncharacterized. Gene Ontology annotation, cellular component: eukaryotic translation initiation factor 2B complex. Gene Ontology annotation, biological process: biosynthetic process. NCBI's taxonomy places the organism in Eukaryota, Fungi, Ascomycota, Eurotiomycetes, Eurotiales, Aspergillaceae. Gene Ontology annotation, molecular function: translation initiation factor activity; translation initiation factor binding; zinc ion binding. The record is from RefSeq and is a predicted model, not a curated record. The transcript is spliced from 10 exons. Bases 1 to 3870 code for a protein of 1289 amino acids.